Messenger RNA from Penicillium argentinense, 1248 nucleotides. Its product is annotated as lipoate synthase. Gene Ontology annotation, molecular function: 4 iron, 4 sulfur cluster binding; lipoate synthase activity. Lineage: Eukaryota; Fungi; Ascomycota; Eurotiomycetes; Eurotiales; Aspergillaceae. The record is from RefSeq and is a predicted model, not a curated record. Bases 1 to 1248 code for a protein of 415 amino acids. Gene Ontology annotation, biological process: lipoate biosynthetic process. Gene Ontology annotation, cellular component: mitochondrion. The transcript has a single exon.
AUGGCAGCACCAACACGUAGUUUACGUCGCUUGUCAGCUGUGAGAGCGAUUGCCUCUCCCUCGUGCAUGUACCCCUCAAUCGGCCAACGCACCUAUGCUACUACCGAUUCCUCAUCCGCCACCAACACACCAGCGGGAAGCACCCGGCGACCUGCAACCACUUUCCGAGACAAGCUGAACGCCGGCCCCUCGUUCGCUGAUUUCGUCUCCGGCGGCAAGGAAGAGCCUCUCGAUUCCUCGGAAGCCUAUGCCCUCAAGAAAGCUAUGGUCGGCCCGGCCGGCCGCAAGAAGGAAAUGACCCGAUUGCCCGAGUGGCUCAAGACACCGAUUCCGGACUCGAAGAACUAUCAGCGAUUGAAGAAAGAUCUGCGUGGAUUGAACCUGCACACUGUCUGCGAGGAGGCCCGGUGCCCCAAUAUCUCGGACUGCUGGGGCGGAAAUGACAAGUCCGCUGCGACAGCCACAAUCAUGCUGAUGGGUGAUACCUGCACUCGUGGAUGCCGCUUUUGCAGUGUGAAGACAAACCGAGCGCCUCCUCCGCUGGACCCGCAUGAACCGGAGAACACAUCCGAGGCCAUUUCGCGAUGGGGUCUUGGUUACGUUGUUCUCACGAGUGUUGACCGGGACGAUUUGGUGGAUGGUGGUGCCCGCCACUUCGCCGAGACAGUGAUCAAGAUCAAGCAAAAGGCGCCGAAUAUCCUGGUCGAGUGCCUGACUGGUGACUACCGUGGUGACCUCGAGAUGGCGAAGCUCGUUGCUCGGUCCGGACUGGAUGUUUAUGCCCACAACGUUGAGACUGUCGAGGCUCUGACGCCGUAUGUUCGUGAUCGUCGCGCCACCUUCCAACAGUCUAUUCGUGUUCUAGAGGCUGCUAAGCAGGCUCGCCCCGAUCUCAUCACGAAGACCUCACUCAUGUUGGGUCUUGGUGAGACGGAUGAGCAGCUCUGGGAUGCUCUUCGCCAGCUUCGCGCUGUGGAUGUUGAUGUUGUUACCUUCGGCCAAUACAUGCGCCCCACAAAGCGUCACAUGGCUGUUGAGGAAUACGUUACUCCUGACCGCUUCGAGGCCUGGCGCCAGCGGGCCCUGGACAUGGGUUUCCUGUACUGCGCCUCGGGUCCCCUGGUUCGCAGCAGUUAUAAGGCUGGCGAGGCAUUCAUCGAGAAUGUGCUCAAGAAGCGUCGUGCCGGAGCUACGGCUGCGGAAGGCACUGCUGAUAAGACUGUUUUGGCUGAUCAGGCGACGCAUUGA